ACUACCUGUCUGAUUAGAUUGUCACUUUGCCCCGACACACUCAAGGGCACACACCUCCAACGGAAGCUCUCCGCCUGCAUUGGGGAAAAAACACAAUCCACCGACCAACAAACAAACCCCCCUGAUCCUCACGUCGCCCAGAUGGACCACGACCACGACCACGACCACGACCACUGCCACCUGUGCAAGGAGUCCCUCCGGGACCCCGUGUCCAUCCCGUGCGGACACGUAUUCUGCUCCAUCUGCCUGAAGACCUACUGGGACCACACCGACCCGUCCGGCUCCUUCCUCUGCCCCCAGUGCCGCGUCUCGUACCACAAGAGGCCCACGCCGCGCCGGGUCGGCAGCUCGCGCUACGCCUCCUGCCCCCCCCGCUCCUCCUCCGAGGCCUUCCCUCCCCCGCCGCCCUCCCCCGACUAUAAUGGAGGAGGCGGCGGCGGCGGCGGCAGCGGCGGCUACGCGGGGGCCCAGGACGUGGGCUGUGACAUCUGCGUGGGCAAGAAGCACAAGGCGGUCAAGUCGUGCCUCAUGUGCCUGGCGUCGUACUGCGAGAAGCACCUGAAGCCCCACUACGAGUCGGCCACCUUCAAGAGGCACAAGCUGGUGGACGAGAUCGGCCACCUGGACCGGCAGAUCUGCCCCCAGCACCAGAAGGGCCUGGAGCUCUUCUGCAAGACGGACCAGAUGUGCAUCUGCGUGCUGUGCACCGUCAAGGAGCACAAGGGCCACGACAUGGUGUCGGCGGAGCAGGAGCGGGCCGAGGAGCAGCAACGGCUGGGCGCCACCCAGGCCGAAAUCCAGGAGAGGAUUCAUGACCGCAUGAAGCAGAUGGAGGAGCUGAAACAGGCGGUGGACUCGCUCAAGAGCUCAGCCCAGCAGGCCAUGCAGGAGUGCGAGAAGCUCUUCAGCGACAUGCUGCGCUCCAUCGAGAAGAUGCAGCAGGAGAUGUCCAAGCUGAUCUCGUCCAACAAGAGGGCGGCGCUCAGCAACGCCGAGGGUCACAUGGACCGGCUGACCCACGAGAUCGCCGACCUGAAGCGCCGCGACAACGAGAUCACGCAGCUGUCCCGCACCGAGGACCACAUCCACUUCAUCCAGAGCUACCAGAUGCUCAUCGCCCAGACGGAUGCGGAGGAGCUACCCACCGUCAGCGUCAACCCCUACUUCUCCUUCGGCCAGAUCACCAAGUCCGUCUCUGACAUCAAGCAGCAGCUCAGCGAGUUCGGCAACGAGGAGCUGGUCAAGAUGGCCAAGACAGUUAACAAGAUGCCGUUCUGUCAGCUGGAGGAUAAGGAGGGCAAGAGAAGGUCUACGAUCAAAGCUACCGCAGCUGAUGAAGUGGCCGUGUACCGAUCAAUGCCCACCCAGGAACCCAAGCACAGGGAAGACUUCUUAAGAUUCGCCUGCCAGCUGACCCUGGACCCCAACACGGCCUACCGGCAGCUGUACUUGUCCCGGAACAACCGGAAGGCGGCCCUGAAGCGGGACCCCCAGGCGUACGGGGACAGCCCCGCCCGCUUCGACUGCCUGCCCCAGGUGCUGUGCAAGGAGCCGUUGUCGGGCGGGCCCUUCUACUGGGAGGUGGACUGGAGCGGCGAGGGGGCGGCCCUGGGGAUCACCUACAAGGGCAUCAAGCGCACGGGCUACGGGGACACCUGCCGCAUCGGCUACAACCGCAAGUCCUGGAGCCUGUUCUGCUCGGACAGCAGCUACUCGGCGCGCCACAGCAAGGACCAGCUGGAGAUCAACGCGCCGUACGCGCCGCGCAUCGGCGUGUUCCUGGACCACGCCGGCGGCACGCUGGCCUUCUACAGCGUGGGGGACACCAUGACGCUGAUCCACCGCUUCAAGGCCUCCUUCAGCGAGGCCGUGUACGCCGGCUUCUGGGUCUGGUACGAGUCGGCCAUCACCAUCGGUCAGCUGUGAGGGCAGCGCCGGCAGGGCAGCCCAGCCAUCAAUGAUCAUCUGUGAUUUGUUUUGUUGUUGUUGUUGUUGAUGAGGAUAUAGAUUAUAUGAGGAGAAGGAAUAUAUGUGUGUGUAUACUAAGGAAGAUAAGAAGUUGGAGUUAUAUAGGCGGAGAGAGACAGAGGUGGUGUUAAAAUGACAUUUAAUGUGAUGUUGACGGAUCUAAGUGUACACAGAAGAUGAUUUUUGUUGACGAUGGUUUUCUACUUAGACAAAUUUAGGAUGUGUAAAUCGCAUAUGAUUCAUAAAGCGUUGUAUUGUACUUACUGGAAUGUUUCACAGGCUCUAUCGUCUAUGUGACGUGAUCAAUCAAUGAAUAUUUAAAUGCCAAUUGAAAUUUUUAUAUAUUUGCAAAUAAAAGGAAAUUGUAUUAUACA
Messenger RNA from Gadus morhua (Atlantic cod), 2342 nucleotides. RefSeq names its product finTRIM family, member 83 (gene ftr83). Gene Ontology annotation, molecular function: zinc ion binding; protein binding. NCBI's taxonomy places the organism in Eukaryota, Metazoa, Chordata, Actinopteri, Gadiformes, Gadidae. The record is from RefSeq and is a predicted model, not a curated record.